Platichthys flesus (European flounder) is the source of this 5332-nucleotide messenger RNA. It is a transcript of the gene clstn2a, whose product is annotated as calsyntenin 2a. Lineage: Eukaryota; Metazoa; Chordata; Actinopteri; Pleuronectiformes; Pleuronectidae. The transcript is spliced from 18 exons. Gene Ontology annotation, molecular function: calcium ion binding; kinesin binding; amyloid-beta binding. The record is from RefSeq and is a predicted model, not a curated record. Gene Ontology annotation, cellular component: postsynaptic membrane; cell surface. Gene Ontology annotation, biological process: positive regulation of synapse assembly; positive regulation of synaptic transmission; homophilic cell-cell adhesion. Bases 60 to 2897 code for a protein of 945 amino acids.
AGGAGGAGGAGGACGGAGCAGACAUCACCCACACACACAGCAGCAGCGGCUCCACCACCAUGCACACACCCGGGCUCUCCUCCGUUUGGCUCUUCUUCUUUAUCUGGGGCUCCUCCCGGACUCUCGGCGGAAAAGUGAACAAGCACAAGCCGUGGAUUGAGACAUCUUACCAUGGCGUGAUCACGGAGAACAUGGACACUGUACUGCUGGACCCCCCUCUGGUCGCUCUAGACAAGGAUGCCCCUGUCCCCUAUGCUGGGGAGAUUUGUGCCUUUAAGAUCUACGGUCAGGAUGCUCCAUUUGAGGCGGUGGUGUUGAAUCGCACAUCAGGAGAAGGGGUCCUGAGGGUCAAUAGCCCUGUGGACUGUGAGAGCCAGAAAGAGUACACCUUCAUAAUCCAGGCAUACGAUUGUGGGGCCGGACCCAGCGGGGCCGACUGGAAGAAAUCACACAAGGCGGUGGUUCACAUCCAGGUAGAUGAUGUCAACGAGUUCUGUCCUGUGUUUCGAGAACCACUGUACAAGGCGUCAGUAACCGAAGGCAAGAUAUACGACAGCAUUCUGCAGGUGGAAGCAUGGGACCAGGACUGUUCACCACAAUACAGCCAAAUCUGCAACUAUGAAAUUGUCACUGCAGGGACACCAUUUGCCAUAGACCGCAAUGGUAACAUCAGAAACACAGAGCGUCUGAGCUACGACAAGCAGCAGAGCUACAAGAUCAUGGUGACGGCUUUCGACUGUGGUCAAAAGAGAGCAAAGGAGGACGUGGCUGUGCAUAUUGAUGUCAAGCCUGUCUGCAAACCUGGAUGGCAAGGUUGGAACAAGAGGGUGGACUAUGAACCGGGGACUGGAAGCAAGCAGCUGUUCCCCAAGAUGCGCUUGGAAACCUGCGGUGGUCCCCUGUCCGGCGUGAGGGCGAUGGUGGAGCUGCAGACCAAUCACAUCGGGAAGGGCUGUGACCGAGAAACCUACUCUGAAAAGUCUCUCCAAAAGCUCUGCGGUGCAGCAUCUGGCAGCACCGACCUCCUUCCUGCCCCCAGCCCUUCCACAAACUGGACAGCCUCUCUGCUGACUGACAGUGGGCGAGACAGUGACCUCAUCUACAGAUUUGACGGACGUCAGGCUGCCAAUGUUCCAGAUCACGUGGUGCCCCAAAACCUAACAGACCAGUUCACCAUAGCAACGUGGAUGAAACACGGGCCCAGUCCGGGACUCAGAGCGGAGAAGGAAACCUUACUGUGUAACUCUGACAAGACAGAGAUGAACCGCCACCACUACUCUCUGUAUGUACACAACUGCCGACUGGUUCUCCUGCUCAGAAGAGACUUCACUCAGGUGGACACCUUCAGACCUGCCGAGUUCCACUGGAAACUGGAACAAAUUUGCGACAAGGAAUGGCAUUAUUAUGUUAUCAACGUGGAGUUUCCUGCGGUGACACUAUUUGUGGAUGGUGUGACCUACGAACCCUACUUGGUGACGGAUGACUGGCCGAUCCAUGCCUCAAAGAUUGAUACACAGCUGACUGUGGGUGCCUGCUGGCAAGGUGGAGAGGUAGCCACCCCCAGGUUCACUCAGUUUUUCCAUGGCAGCCUGUCAGGUCUGACGAUCCGACCAGGCCGGAUUGAAACCCAGAAGGUUAUCUCGUGUUUGCAGGCCUGUAAAGAAGGACUUGAUAUCAACUCCCUCGAGAGCCUGGCUAAGGACAUAAAGUUCCAUUUCAACCCUGCCCAGUCUGUGCUGGUUGUGGAAGGAGAGGAUGUGGACAGCAUCAACACAGCCAUGACCAAGGUCUCCUACAUCAACUCUCGCCAGUUCCCCACCGCAGGCCUCCGGCGGCUGCACAUCACCACCACAGUGCAGUGUUUCGGGGAGGACACGUGUCUCUCCAUCCCGGACGUCAAGGCAGUGGUUAUGGUGCUGCCGCCCAGUGAACCGAGAAUCACAAUUACAGGAUCUGCUCGACUCGUCAGGCCUGCCGCUGACCUGCAGGGCCCGCUGGGUGUGGCCCCCUUCAAGGAGCUUCACAUCACCAGCACCGUAAUGAAGGGAGGCAGCUUCGGUGGAUUCCAUAGGCCGGGUGUGAAGGAGGUGAUGCACAACCUGGACUACUGUGACAUCCUGGUCAUUGGAGAGGAACUGAGCCCCGAGAGAGAGAGUCUGGAGAUUCAUCACAGCGCUUUGUUGGGAAAACAUCUGGACGCCACCAACUCCACCUCUGGAAUUUCAAUAUAUGGUGUGGACUCCAUGGCUCACUAUGAGCAGGCGCUGAGGCAGGUCCGCUACAGGAACUGGCGACCUGCCACUCUGACUGAGCGCAGGUUCAGACUCACCUGCUCCGAACUCAACGGGCGUUACACCAGCAACGAGUUCAACUUGGAGGUCGGAGUUCUCCACCACUCAGCGCCUGUGGAACAUGUCAAUCAUAUGGCAGCCCAGCCCCAGUACAUGAGACCUGUCCAUCACCCACUCAUGAUACACACUCCAAACUCACACAUGUCAGGAGCAGCGCCACCAGCAGCCACAGCAGUGAUCGUGGUUUGCAUCGCCGCCCUGGUUGUGAUUGUGGUGAUUGGUGUGUACAGGAUCCACGCCACACAUCAGGAGGGGUCCAGAGAGGACGAGGACGAGGUCAAGGACCCCGAGGGGGACUGGGACAAGUCUGCCCUAAACAUCACCGUCAACCCCAUGGAGAACGUGAGAGGAGCACAAGCUGUGGACAAGGAGGUAAAAGAAGAGAAGCAGGUGGAGGAAGAGGAGGAGGAGGAGGACGAAGAACAAGGAUUGACGAGUGCUGAGUCAGACAACAGUGACGAAGAUGAAGAGGAGGACGAGGAAGAGAGAGAGGAGAUGAAGCAGAGGGGAAGACUUGAGUGGGACAGUUCCUCCAUAAAAUACUGAUCACACAGAAACACAAACACACAUAAAUAUAAACCUACAUAUACACAACAAUCUCUGCCAGUGUGUCGCUCCCAAGUUGUAAUUUUUAAUGAAACAUUACCCUCUGCUGGACAAAGUCAGAAGUACAGAAUCAGCUGCUGCCUCUCAGCGUCUGUAUGCACAUGAAUUAAGAUUCACAUCACAGUCAGUGAGGCAGAACAAAAUACAUCGAACAAGCACAGCCCUUUCAUUAUGUGUGCAGAAUUAGUCUGAGUUUCACUGACAACACUGAACCUCACACUCGUAAAUGAUCAAGAGUGAAAUCUGAAAAAUGGUGGAUGAUUCGAGCUUUCAAGUCCACAUUUAAUAUUUGCAGUUACGCGUGUCCUCAGAUACGUUUUGUAUUGGUUCCUCUCUAAAGAGAUUGUCUGCAAGACGGCGAGUUAUUAACAGAUUAAACAGCGAGAUGUUUCCCCGUACAUAUCCAUUGAUAAAUGUAUUCAUUAAACCUUUUUAAUAGAAUUCCUUCAGCCUAUUUAGUAGAUAUAAAAUAGCUGUAUUGUCACUAAGUGUAUAACCUCUGUUCUCAGCGUUAACUCGACAUCUGUAACACUUUUCUGUCUCUAACGUGUGUGUGAUCAGUGCUGAGUUUCACCCAACGCAUCACAGUGCUGUGGUUCUGUGGCCUGGAGACAAGAGAGAAAUCUGCAUCUUUUACAUUAAUACUCCGCAUUAAUCCCGAUUUUACACACAAGUCAAAGAUGAAUUAUUGUCUGUUUAACAUAUAUUUAAAUUUCAAAAUCAUUACUUUUCCGUCUGCUCAGAGCCGGUGGACAAAGUUGUUUGUGGUUGAACUCCUCUCAGAACCGGGCUGAUGUCGUUAAGAGCCUGUUCUCUUUUUCCUGAUCCACUUCGGUGGCCUCGUGUAGGGGGAGAUCGGUUCUCUUUCUUUUGCAGCAGAUGAAAUUUGUUACUAUUUACUAUCGAAAUCCACUUCAUGUCUUGGUUUAAUUCCAUUCAAACAAAGCCUUCUAUGCAGUUAAAGAUCCAGUAAAACCAGUUCACAGACACUGAAAGUCCAACCAUUUAGACUUUUAGAGAAUCAGUGCCUGACUUGACCUUUGUUGCCCAGUAUGGGUCAAUCUCAAAAAUAUGCCUGAUCUUACACUACCCAUAAUGCAUCUCAGUUGGACAUCCCUGCAGCUUAAAACCUCAGUACAGUGCAGACCUGUAGCAGAGCUGAGGCGAUGUGGCUUCUUGAUGUGACAUGGCAAAGUUCCUCUUCUUAUCUUGGAUGGAUUUUCAAACCACCACCCACAUACCCAAAUAUUACACAGGCCCUUCAACCACGCAGCAUACGUCACUUUGAGAUUAUAUUUAUUUAUUUUUUACAUGUUAAGGCAACAGUAAGUGUCAUAAUGUUUUAACACAAUGAAAAUGUAAAAUAAAAGGAUUUAAUUUCAUUAACCAAACAUUCAAAAUAAUUAUAAUCAUACAACAUUUCAUCAAAUAUAUAAAGAAGGUAGAAAUACUUAAAACUUUAAGUGUAAAUUGCCUAAUAAUAAAUCUUACAGCCAAGGGACUCCAUUGGCUCGGGAUGGCUUCUCAUGUGUCCAUCAGAGUCAGGACAGUUUCCUGGACAAAACCAAACGACAAACUGUAAACAUCUACAAUCUGCAUAUUUCCAACCAAUUAGUGCAGACUACAUCGUGACCCCACAAAUUCAGAGCUUUCUUUUCCUCUUUUGGCCACUGAUAUGCAGAUAUCAGAUUGUUACUGUGGAGACAUCUGAGGGGGGGGUAAUGUUUUAUGUUUGAAGGAGUCCGUCUUUACUUUUGUGAAAUGUCUAAUAAAGAAUAAACGCAGAUCAAAGUUUAGUCGGAUGUUUUCGACAGAGUGUGAAUCGGAGGAACUUUGCUAAAUGUUGCUGGAGAAGAGAAGCAGAGUGAUUGGUGGUUUUACUGGCGUCCUCAGUCCUGCACAACUUUCCCAGAACCAUGAGCAGAUAUUCCACUGAUACUGAUUUCAUCUUGUACCAUUUAUCAUAACAGAUUUAAUCCCAUGAGUUUGUCCUCAUCCAAAUGAUUGGAAAGUUCUUUCCUCUCCAUGCUGGUAUCGUCCCUCUGAGCUCUCUCUCUCUCUCUCUCUCUCUCUCUCUCUCUCUCUCAAACUGGUUUGUUUCCUCCCUCCCUCUGUUGGCCUUUGAGAACCUGUGGUUGUGAUGUCAUCAUUGUGAAACAACUGCCUUGCUCCCUUUGUCAUAUUGUGCUUCUGAAAGAUUAAAGAGAAAAAAAAAGAAGAUUCUUUUACAUAUAAAAACAAACCCUGUAAAAAUGUUCAAGACAGUUAUUUUAUAUAUCCGUUUCUUUUUCGUUUUGUAAACAAAACGGUUGGGAUCUCUCUCUCUCUUUAGUGGUCAUCCCACUGCUUUCUGUAUAUUGACCAAUAAAGACUUG